GCUCAGCAUGUCCCAUUGUGCCACCACACCGUUUGUUCGCUUGGUUUCCUAUGCACAAACAAAAUUUCCUGUGACCCUGGGCAAUAUUGGGCUCCUCUGUGCUUUGACAACCCGUAAUAUUGGAAUCUCUGACUUUAUUUGACGCAAAAAAAACCCCAAAACGUUAAAAGUGCUUUUUUUUUUGUCAGGAUGUACAGCUUCAUGGGAGGUGGGUUGUUCUGUGCUGGAGUUGGGAACAUACUCCUCAUUGUCUCCACGGCAACCGACUACUGGAUGCAGUACCGUCACUCCAGCAAUUAUAUGCACCAGGGCCUGUGGCGGUACUGUGUGCCCGGGAAAUGCAUGACACACACAGACAGCAUUGCGUAUUGGGACGCCACCCGGGCCUUCAUGAUUCUUUCCUUGCUGGCUUGUUUCAUUGGCAUCGUGAUUGGCGUCAUGGCCUUCAUCCACUACUCCUCCUUUGACGGGUUUGACAAGACAUUUGCAGCUGGCAUCCUCUUCUUCAUCUCCUGCUUCUUUGUGUUGCUGGCUAUGGCCGUCUACACUGGAGUGACAGUGAACUACUAUGGUAAACGCUAUGGCAACUGGCGAUUCUCCUGGUCCUAUAUAAUGGGCUGGGUGGCAGUGGUGCUCACAUUCUUCUCAGGUAUCUUCUACAUGUGUGCCUACCGGAUGCACGAAUGCCCAAGAAACUCUAACUCGCGCUGACCUGCCAAAGACUUCAAAACACACACACACGCACACGCACACACGCAAUCUAUAAUAUACGGCCAAGAGAAACCAACAUCCCAAUGAACUUUCCAAUAACUUCCUGUUAAACUAUUCACGAUAAAGCAAAAAUAAAUAAAUCAGUGCUUUUCUUGUCUAUUUUGUCUCUAUGCAUUAAUAAAGCUUAAAAACACA
Scophthalmus maximus (turbot) is the source of this 906-nucleotide messenger RNA. RefSeq names its product lens intrinsic membrane protein 2.3 (gene lim2.3). Bases 190 to 711 code for a protein of 173 amino acids. The record is from RefSeq and is a predicted model, not a curated record. The transcript has 5 exons. Gene Ontology annotation, cellular component: plasma membrane. Gene Ontology annotation, molecular function: structural constituent of eye lens. NCBI's taxonomy places the organism in Eukaryota, Metazoa, Chordata, Actinopteri, Pleuronectiformes, Scophthalmidae.